AUGGAACGUUUGUGCGCGGAACGAGCGCAACUUAGAAGAUUCUUCACGAUUGCCGCGAAUGGUUGUGAAGAAACCUUUGGAAAACCUGAAGCAACCGUCGAGGAGGUAACUGUUGCUUUUAUUAAGCUUACCGACAAGGCUGAUAGGCUUUUUCUUCUCGAUGAUAAAGUAAAAGAAAUUAUGUUCGAGUCAUUGGAUCAGGUCAAAGAAGAAGAUUUAGGUAAGGAGUUUGAAACUGUGGAGAAGUACAGGGACACCUGGCUAACUUUGAGUGCUAGAAAGAAUGAGUUACUGGAAAAAGUCAAGGCCAACACAGCGUGUCCUACCGAAGUUUCUGCUGCUGCUCCUAGUGAUAACCUCACCCUCAAAUUACCUAAGUUGGAUCUCCCAAAAUUCGACAUCACGCCUAAAACAUGGAUCAGUUUUUGGGCAUAUUUCAAGAAAAUCCAUGAAAGAGAGGACCUGCCUUCUGAGGAUAAGUUCUUGAUUUUGUUGCGUAUUGCCAAGGAUGGUACCCAAGCAAAGGAACUGUUGAGUAGCUAUCCUGCAUCGGGGGCCAAUUAUCCGAAGGCUUUUGGCCAACUGAAAAACCGUUUUGGCCGUGAUGAAUUGCUGAUUGAGUUGUAUGUUAGGGAGCUUCUCUCAUUGGUCUUGGUACAGGCAUCGGGCAAAGUUUCUUUGACUCUCGCACAGCUUCAUGACAAGCUAGAAACCCAGCUAAUGGCCUUGGAGAGUUUGGGAGUUACAUCAGAAAAAUACGCGUGCAUGCUCGCGCCUUUAAUUGAAUCCGCACUUCCUGAGUCAAUUUUGCGGGAAUGGGAGCGUAAGCGGAAGUCGUGCGGCAUUGAUGAAUCAUCCCUCUUUGAGGCUGCAGAUCAAAUGGUCAAGUUGCGAGAUUUUCUGAAGAGAGAGGUUGAAAGCGAGGAGCGGUUUCUGCUAGCUAGGAGCACGUUUUCUGUCCCCAGCGCUGCACCAAAGAGCAGUGCUGGGAAUGUCAAGUCCUCGACUGGAAAGUACACCACAGCUGCUGACCUAGUUGGUAUUGAGUCCACUGAAGGCACUGAAGAUGUCAGUUGCAUUUUUUGCAAAAAUUCUCACAAUACCGAAUUGUGUUCAGAGGCGAGGGACAAGAGCAAAGAGGAGAAAAUUAAGCUCCUCAAAGCUAAAAGCCGCUGUUUUAAGUGUCUGAAAAAAUUCCACGGGAAACGGCCUUGUAAGGAAAAGCUGUGUUGCUUAGUUUGUGCUGAACCUCAUGUUACUGUGAUGUGCCCAAUUCCUCGUAACCGGAAUUCAACGUCUAUUGAAAUUAGUAAGGCAACGAAGAAAGAAAACGAUGUAGAGCACAACUAUGCUAGUAUCCAGAGUGCACCAGUUUUGAUGCAAACGUUGAGGGUUCGUUUGAAAGGAGAAAAUCCUGUCACCACCAGGUUGUUGAUUGACACAGGUUCUCAAAGAAGUUAUAUAACUCAAGCGCUGGCUACCAGAAUGCGCUAUGAGCCGAUCCGCUCUGAGAACUUGGUUCAUGCAUUGUUUGGUGGGAGCAAGACUGAACCCAAGACGCAUCAAUGCUAUAAGAUCCGUCUGCAAAGUUUGAUGAGUGCGUUUUCCUGCAACUUUGAAGUUCUUGACUCGGAACAGAUUUGUCACGCCAUUCCCUCCAUUCCUAAAGGUCUAUGGGUAUCUGAACUUCGCGAGAAGAAAAUCGAGUUGACUGACGACAGAGAGGGCCCAAUUGGCAUUCUUGUUGGAGCGGACGUCGCGGGAAAGCUACUAGAUUGGACCAUAAUGGGCCGCGUUAAGGACGCUGAGACAAGUUGUAUGGUUAACAUCAGUUUGCACUGCGCCCAGGAGUUCGACCCUUCUGAUAUGUGGAGGUUGGAUGUGUUGGGCAUCGAGGACCCCGCUUUGGUUAGUACCAAAGAAGAGGCAAAAACGGUUGUGCGUCGGCACUUCUUGGAAACAGUUAAGAUUUUACCUGAUGGACGAUAUGAGGUAUGUCUUCCAUGGCUGAAGGAACAUCCCCCGCUGCCUCGAAAUUUCGAUCUGGCCCGUGGUAGACUUGAAUCGACCCUAGCCAAGUUACGUAACGGUCAUUUGGUGAAAGAAAAUGAAGCGGUGUUUCAAGAAUGGCUGAAAGAUGAAAUUAUUGAAGAGGUACAGCUUGAUAAGUGGGAUUUCGGACAUUAUUUGCCUCACCGAGCCGUGGUUAAGGAAGCCAGUACCACCCGAAUUCGUCCUGUUUUCGACGCCUCGUCCAAAGAGAAAGGCAAACCUAGCCUGAAUAUGUGUCUAGAAAAAGGGGAGAGUUAUGUAGAGUUAAUCCCAUCGAUACUUCUACGAUUCAGACUGAACGCAAUAGGCGUUAUUUCUGACAUAAGAAAAGCCUUCUUACAGAUUUCUGUUUCGGAAAAGGAUCGGGAUAGCUUGAGGUUCCUAUGGAAGGACGAGGUCGGAGAGAUGAAAAUCUACCGUCACAGGAGGGUGGUGUUUGGGGUGACCAGUAGCCCUUAUUUGCUAGGGGCCGUUAUUGACCAUCAUCUCUCAAAGUGUGAGGAAAAAGUGGCUUCAAAAGAGGUUCCUUAUGAAAGAUCUGUCAUCUCACAGUUGCGCAAAUGCUUGUACGUUGAUAACUGUGUGACUUCGGUUGAUGAUGAGAAGGAACUUUUGAGCUUCAUGUCGCAAGCCAGGGAAAUUUUUAUGAAAGCCUGCUUUGAUCUUCGUGGCUGGGAAUGGAGCGACCCCGAUUGUGCUGCUCACACCAGUUUCCCCGUUCUUGGACUUCUGUGGGAUAAAAAGGAGGAUAUUCUCAGGUUAAACCCUCCCAAGCCUUUGGAAAGUGAUGCCAUCACGCGACAAACAGUGAUGUCAGCAGCACACCGUAUUUUCGACCCGCUCGGUGUAUGUGCACCCGCCAUUUUGAUACCGAGAUUGUUAGUUCAAGAAAGUUGGGGUGAGGCUGGGAACUGGGAUACCCCUUUUAAUGAGCAAAGCCAGGCAACGUUCCGUAAGUGGAUGAGUCAAGCUGAUGUCUUGAAUCAAAUCGAAGUCCCACGAUGGUUGAAAUUGACCGUUGGUAAUGUGUCUCUACACACAUUUUGUGACGCAAGUCAGGUCGCUUAUGCCACCGUCUCAUUUUUGCGAGUUGAAACAGAUAACACGGUAUCUGUGAUAAUGGUGGGAGCGAAAGUUCGUGUUGCCCCUGUUAAGAGACCUACAAUUCCUCGCCUAGAGCUUCUGGCUGCAACAAUUGGGGCGCGAAUGGCUUCUAGUAUUGUAAAAGAGAUUGGCGAUGUAGAGUGCCAUUUUUGGUCAGAUUCUUCCACGGCUCUGUGUUGGAUCAAGAAAGAGGAACCGUGGGGAGUAUUUGUGUUCAACAGGGUUAAGGAAAUUCGUUCUCUGACUGAUCCUGAUACGUGGAAACAUGUGCCAGGGGUGAUGAACCCAGCAGAUCUUCCUAGCAGGGGUUGUUUUCCUGAAGAACUUCUUGACUCCAAAUGGUGGGAGGGGCCGAGAUGGUUGUACGGGCCGCGUUCUGAAUGGCCUAACUGCGAUGUCCCUCCUGAUGAAAAUGAAGUUCAAAUGGAAAGGAGAAAAACGCCUUUGAUUUCAGCUUUAUCCCAAGAACCAGGUGUGUUUUGCUGCGAAAGAUUAGCCCGGUACUUUUCUUCUUAUCACCGGAUCGUUCGAAUGGUUGCAUGGAUGAUAAGGUUUCUGUGGAACAAAUAUUCAAAGAAGGAAAAGCGCUCUGGAGAGCUGUUUUUGUCGGAAAUCGCAAGAGCUGAAAAGGUGGUUCUGAAAUCGAUACAGGAUGAAGCUUUUGAAGGGCUAGGUGAUAAACAGCUCAAAAAUUUGAAGCCACACAAAGAUAAAGUCGGACUGAUGCGUUUGAGAACCCGUAUUUGGGCGAGAAAAGACCCUGAAGACUUCCGUGCACCUUAUAUUCUUCCUUUCCAGCAUGUCAUUGUUGACAGAUUGAUCCACGACUUGCACACGCAGAAUGGACACAUUGGAGGGCAAGGUCUUCUGAACCUUCUAAGAGAAAGAUUCUGGAUCGUUAGAGGGAGGCAAGCUGUGAGAAGAAUUGUGUCUGCGUGUGUGAUAUGCAGGCGUUAUAGGGCCAAGGCAUUGGAAGUCGAGUCUCCACCGCUCCCGGAGAAUCGGGUAAGGGACGCUCGUGUGUUCGAAAUCAGUGGCACGGAUUUUGCUGGUCCACUCUACCUUAAAAAUGGAGACAAAGUUUGGGUGUGCAUAUUCACCUGUGCUGUUUAUCGUGUCACACAUUUGGAAUUGGUUACUGCCAUGUCAACGGAAGCCUUCAUCAUGGCGUUUCGACGUUUCAUUGCGCGUUGGGGCAGACCUUCCUUCAUGUACAGUGACAAUGGUACAAACUAUAAGGGGUUCAAAAAUGCUCUCGAUGGAAUUGAUUGGCAGAGAGUAGCGUCCCGCGGUUUGGUGAACCAAAUUGAAUGGCGCUUCAACCCACCCACAGCAACAUGGUGGGGCGGGUUCUGGGAACGCUUAAUAGGGAUUUUGAAAGUUCAUCUUCGCAAAAUUCUGGGACGGGCUUCACUCACUUUUGAAGAGUUGAACACCGUGAUCAGUGAGUGUACUGCUUAUAUCAAUUCUCGCCCCAUCACCUAUACAUCGGAUGACCCGAGUGAUCCGGUGCCUAUUACUCCUCAAAUGUUCAUUGGAGAUAUUCAAGAAAUGGGUGUCCCUGACUUGGACGAAGUUGAUGCGAAGAGUUUACACAAAAGAGUUAGACGUCGCCAAGAGAUCAGAGACAACCUAAAGCAGCGUUUCCGGUCUGAAUACUUGGGCCAGAUGUUCAUGACUGCUAGCAAUUUGAAGAAUCCGAGAGAGCCCAAGGUGGGAGAAAUAGUCCUCAUUGGCGCUGACAAUCAGAAGCGGAUGCAUUGGCCGAUGGCAGUGGUUGAAGAACUGAUUCUUGGUGUUGACGGUCGGUGCCGAGUUGUCAAGCUUCGAACGCAGGAUGGCCAACUGACGCGUCCUGUCCAGCGAGUUUUUCUCUUGGAAAUUCCUCUCGAAGAAGAAAUGGAUCAAGGCCAGCUUCUAGCUGAGGUCGAAUCAGAAAGUGAUUCUGGUGGUUCAGCUACCGGCGGUUCUCUAGUUGAUUCACAAGUCAAGGUCGUCGCUUCACCACCCCAAAUCCAAGAAGCUCAACCUAUUAAUUCUGAAGACCCUCUGAUGAAGUUUCAUCAUGUGGAAACCAGAUGUGGAAGGAAGGUGAAAGUUCCAAGUCGUUUCUCCUAG
Diorhabda carinulata is the source of this 5274-nucleotide messenger RNA. RefSeq lists its product as uncharacterized. NCBI's taxonomy places the organism in Eukaryota, Metazoa, Arthropoda, Insecta, Coleoptera, Chrysomelidae. Bases 1 to 5274 code for a protein of 1757 amino acids. Gene Ontology annotation, biological process: proteolysis; DNA integration. The transcript has a single exon. Gene Ontology annotation, molecular function: aspartic-type endopeptidase activity; nucleic acid binding. The record is from RefSeq and is a predicted model, not a curated record.